This is a messenger RNA of Ruditapes philippinarum (Manila clam), 2085 nucleotides long. Its product is annotated as von Willebrand factor D and EGF domain-containing protein-like. Gene Ontology annotation, cellular component: extracellular matrix. The coding region runs from base 1 to 2085 and encodes 694 amino acids. The transcript is spliced from 14 exons. The record is from RefSeq and is a predicted model, not a curated record. NCBI's taxonomy places the organism in Eukaryota, Metazoa, Mollusca, Bivalvia, Venerida, Veneridae.
AUGACUCAACAGUCAUGUGACACAAAUGUGAAAGAUUUAUCGUUACGGUACGUCUAUCCAACCUACCAUUACCAAUACUUACGUCCACCAGAACAUUAUGAAGGCUGGUAUAGAAUGCCUAUAGGGAAUUGGCAAAUUCCAGCGAAAAGUCAGAUGUAUAGUGUUUGUCCAAAUGCUAUAUAUUUUGUCGUUCUGACAGAGGAACUACCAGCUACUUUAGGAGAAGAACCUAAAGAACUCAAGACGUGCAUAGUAAAUGAAGAGAUAAGUCCUAACUGCUUGUUAGACGUUGUCGUUAAAAUUCGUCUUUGUGGCGAAAGGAUACAUUAUUAUCUUCCGUAUAUGACAUGGCAAGAAUCAUGGACACCGUACUGUUUUGUUCCAAGUACAGCAGUUUUUCUACCGCCUGAACAACCUGUGAUCGUUAAACCUGAACUUGUUUAUACAGAAGAGAAUAUUGGCGGUCGUCGAAUGCUCACACCUUCCUUACAGUUUAAAUGCAUGCCGGAAACAAAUAGGACGAUAAUCUACAAAGUUAAGUGGUACAUUGAUGAUGUGUUUACCAAAGAAUAUGGACCAUCAACAGAUGCUGAAGAAUUGGUUUUGAAUGAAAAAGACAUGGGUAGAGAUAGUCUUGGCUUUGAGGUUAAAUGUGGCGUGAUUGAAGUAAAUGAAACAGAAGAUUCGAGUGAAACUUUAAGCGAACCUUUUUAUGCAGGAUUUCAGGCUUCAUCAGAAGAAAUUACCGUGAGUAAAAGCAGUUUUGAGGAGGUUACAAUACAACAAACUGUUCCAAUGGGAUGCCAAUAUAUUGAGGGUGAAGGCACGUCUUGUUCCACUACAGUCUCUUUAUACGAUGACAAUCUGAGUGAACACCCAUGUGAUGCUGGUAUAUCUGCUGUAAAUGCUGAUAAUGAUGAUAUGUGCACAAACCAAAUACAGACUCUACAAAAGAAAGAUUCAUGGGACUCUAAUAAGAAAUAUAAAUUUAGAGUUGCUACUGUUGAUAGUAAUUAUGAUGACGGGAAAGAGUUUGGUGUUCGUGUUCAAAUAGGAAGUACUGUAGAUCAUGCUAUAUGGAAAGGAUACACAAUUGAAAAUAUCAAGGUCAAAGUGACUGAUACUGGAACAUAUCAAAACAAAAUGUGCUACUCGCACGUGGAUCCACACAUGAGAACUGGUGAUGGAAGGCCGUAUGAGAACCAAAGAGAAGGAUAUUACAUGUUGUUUCAACACAAAAUCAGUGACAUUGAAGUACAAGAAAGAACGAAAUACUGUUUUGGUGGAGGAAGAGGACCAGUUUGCGCAUGCGCUGUUGCCGUUCGUGCUGGUGCUGAUGUAUUUAUGAUUAACCGCUGUGGAACUAUUAACUUCCUAGACUUCGUCAAUUGUGAUGAUGGUGGAAUUAUUCAAGUUGAAAAGUUAAACGAUGCAGUUUAUAAGAUAAUCACACCAACUGGAACGCAGGUUAUUGUAAAAUUACUAGGAGGACGUUACCAGAGCACGAUGAAUAUCGAUAUAAUUAUGUCACCAAAAGAUCUUGGGAACACACAAGGAUUAUGUGGUAACUUUGAUGGAGAUCCGAAUAAUGAUUUCGUAUUAAAAGAUGGGACCCAAGCAAGCAAUAACAACGAUUACAGGUUUUCUGAAAGCUGGAGAUUGCCGGGAAAUAUCAACCUGUUCACGCUGUCUAAACGUGUCUUAGAAAAAUGGGCGGCUAGGAAUGAAGUGACGUGUCGUUGUGUAGACGGUAUUUGUACUGUACAAAAGCGACGGGAAUGUGGUCGAACGGCAAAUUCAAUCACAAAGAAAAAGUGCGACAUACACAGCCGAAAGAAACGUGAGAUGGGACCUGAAAAGCAUCAGAAAGAAAUAGAUCGUCUCUAUAAGUUAAUGCAGACAUCCAGACCCGCAAUCGUAAAGCGAAGUACAGAAGAAACUAAUAUAACAACUGAAGAAGCUGACGCAAUAUGUAGAGAGUCAAUUUACUCUAGUCCGGCCAUCAGGGAAAUGCCGGAUAAAACUGCAGGCAAAAACCCGGAAAAAUUAUUGGGCAAUGUUUUUUUAGUAAGGUUUAAUUUAUAA